AACCCGCCCAGCAAAUAUAAGUAGUCGGUCGGGAGAACCUACGUGUAACGAGUGAAAGAAUUUUUGUGCAUUUUUUGAAGUGAUUGAAGGUGAAUAAAUUUUUGCAAAAAUAUUAACAUUUUAUAUAAAUGUAAUAGAAGUAGUUAAAAAAAGUAAAUAUACAAAUAACAAGCAACUAAGAUUUAACAAAUAAACUUGUAAUAAAUCACAAAGUGUGGAAAAUUGAAGUUUGAGUCAUCAAACAAAAGCGGCCAACAAAAUAUAAAAAAGAAGAACAAGAAGUAAAAAAAGAUAAAAAAAGGAUUGAUGAAUGGUAGAAAGAUAAAGGAAUUUUUUGUAUAAAUAAAGAAAAGUACACAUUUUUGGUUAAUUUAUUAAAAAUCUAUAAAUUUAAAAAUUGCUAAGAAUAUUAAAAUUUUGUAAAGCGGCUACUUGAAGCUAUGCACACUCACACACACAUGCACUUAACGAAGAUUUACGUGCCGCGACAUAAAAAAAAGAUAAAACAGACAUUUACAAAAAAAUAGAAGAAAAAAACAUUUUUGCAGCACUAGUUUUUGUUCGGCCUUGCUCAAUUUUUACAAAAAUACUCGUACUCCAAACUUGACUCACUCAGUCUUAAAAGUACAGAGUGGCAGUUCGGUCGCUAAAUUGGAUUUACGGAAUUUUGUUUUAAAUAUUUAUUAUUUUGUUUUAUAAGAAACAAUAAAUGAAAAACUUGUAAAUUUUUUUUUAAAUAUUAAAAAAAUUUUAGAUUAGACAACGAAUUUUUAAUAAAUUAUUUUUUUACAUUUAAACAUAGAAAAAAUUACGAAAUUAAAUAUAAAAUAAAUAAAAAGUGUUUAAUUGUUGUGUGUUAAAAUAAAGAGAGAGAGAGAAGAAUAAGAAAAAAAAAGAUUAUUUUCUACUAAAAAGUGUUUUAUUGCAAAAUAACAUUUGUGUGUUUAAUUAAUUAUUUAUCAUCUUAACUAUAUAAGAAAGAACUGAAAACUUAGAUAAAAAAAAUGGCUGAAGAAGUUGAUCGCAACGAUCCCGAAUUGAAGUAUCUUUCGGUGGAACGUAAUCAGUUCAAUGAUCCGGCAACUCAGGCUGAAUGGACACAAAAACGUUUAGUUUGGGUGCCCCAUGAAAAUCAGGGCUUUGUCGCUGCCAGUAUUAAACGUGAACAUGGCGAUGAAGUCGAAGUUGAACUUACCGAAACCGGUAAACGUGUUAUGGUUCUACGUGAUGAUAUACAAAAAAUGAACCCGCCUAAAUUCGACAAAGUCGAGGAUAUGGCCGAACUAACAUGUCUCAACGAGGCAUCCGUCUUGCACAAUAUCAAAGACAGAUAUUACUCGGGUUUGAUUUAUACAUAUUCCGGUCUUUUCUGCGUUGUUGUUAAUCCCUACAAAAAGUUACCAAUCUACACGGAAAAGAUUAUGGAACGGUAUAAGGGCAUAAAAAGACACGAAGUACCUCCCCAUGUCUUUGCUAUAACAGACACCGCCUAUAGAUCUAUGUUGCAAGAUCGAGAAGAUCAAUCAAUUCUGUGUACUGGUGAAUCUGGUGCUGGUAAAACUGAAAAUACUAAAAAAGUCAUACAGUAUUUAGCGUAUGUGGCUGCCUCAAAACCUAAAGGUUCUGGUGCGGGACCACAUCCGGCUUUAAUUAUUGGUGAAUUGGAGCAACAACUUUUGCAAGCCAAUCCAAUUUUAGAAGCCUUCGGUAAUGCCAAGACCGUGAAGAACGAUAACUCAUCACGUUUUGGUAAAUUUAUACGCAUCAAUUUUGAUGCUUCUGGUUAUAUUUCGGGUGCCAACAUUGAAACGUAUUUACUCGAAAAAUCUCGUGCCAUUCGUCAAGCUAAAGACGAAAGAACAUUCCAUAUUUUCUAUCAAUUACUCGCUGGCGCUACGCCUGAACAACGUGAAAAAUUCAUCUUAGAUGAUAUUAAAACAUAUCCAUUCCUUUCAAAUGGCAGUUUGCCAGUGCCCGGUGUCGAUGAUUUUGCCGAAUAUCAAGCUACCGUCAAAUCGAUGAACAUCAUGGGCAUGACAUCCGAUGACUUCAAUUCGAUAUUCCGCAUCGUGAGUGCAGUGCUGCUGUUUGGCUGUAUGAAAUUCCGUCAGGAACGCAACAACGAUCAGGCUACGUUGCCCGACAACACGGUGGCUCAAAAGAUUGCCCACCUUUUGGGUUUGAGCGUUACCGAUAUGACCAGAGCGUUCCUAACGCCUCGCAUUAAGGUGGGUCGUGACUUUGUUACCAAGGCCCAGACCAAAGAGCAGGUGGAAUUUGCUGUGGAAGCAAUUGCUAAGGCGUGCUACGAACGCAUGUUCAAAUGGUUAGUGAAUCGUAUUAAUCGUUCUUUGGAUCGUACUAAACGUCAGGGUGCCUCGUUUAUUGGUAUUCUCGAUAUGGCUGGUUUCGAAAUUUUCGAGUUGAACUCAUUCGAACAGCUUUGCAUCAAUUACACGAACGAGAAGUUGCAGCAACUUUUCAAUCACACCAUGUUCAUUUUGGAACAGGAGGAAUAUCAGAGAGAAGGUAUUGAGUGGAAAUUCAUUGAUUUCGGCUUGGAUCUGCAGCCGACGAUCGAUUUGAUCGAUAAACCAGGUGGUAUUAUGGCUCUUUUGGAUGAGGAGUGUUGGUUCCCCAAGGCCACCGACAAGACGUUCGUCGAGAAAUUGGUGUCAGCACAUUCAAUGCAUCCGAAAUUCAUGAAAACAGAUUUCCGUGGUGUAGCCGACUUUGCUAUUGUACACUACGCCGGCAAGGUGGAUUAUUCUGCUGCCAAGUGGUUGAUGAAGAAUAUGGAUCCGCUAAAUGAAAACAUUGUUUCUCUGCUACAGAACUCGCAAGAUCCAUUUGUGGUCAACAUUUGGAAGGAUGCCGAAAUUGUUGGCAUGGCUCAUCAAGCUCUUACCGAUACCCAGUUCGGAGCUCGUACCCGCAAGGGUAUGUUCCGUACGGUAUCACAUUUGUACAAGGAGCAAUUGGCUAAACUUAUGGACACUUUGCGCAACACCAAUCCAAACUUUGUGCGUUGUAUCAUACCGAAUCAUGAGAAACGUGCUGGCAAAAUUGAUGCCCCUCUGGUCCUCGACCAGUUGCGUUGCAAUGGUGUGCUCGAAGGUAUUCGUAUUUGUCGCCAGGGCUUCCCCAAUCGUAUUCCAUUCCAAGAGUUCCGUCAACGUUACGAAUUGCUUACACCCAACGUCAUACCGAAGGGCUUCAUGGAUGGCAAGAAGGCUUGCGAGAAAAUGAUUGCAGCUCUGGAACUCGACUCGAAUCUGUUCCGUGUCGGUCAGUCGAAGAUCUUCUUCCGCGCUGGUGUUUUAGCUCAUCUCGAAGAAGAGCGUGAUUAUAAGAUAACCGAUCUUAUUGUUAAUUUCCAAGCAUUCUGCCGUGGUUUCUUGGCCAGACGUAACUAUCAAAAGCGCUUGCAACAAUUGAAUGCCAUACGUAUUAUUCAGCGUAAUUGUGCUGCCUAUUUGAAGUUACGGAAUUGGCAGUGGUGGCGUUUGUACACAAAAGUCAAACCUCUGCUCGAGGUUACGAAGCAAGAAGAGAAACUCGUUCAAAAGGAAGAUGAGCUUAAGCAAGUGCGCGAAAAACUUGACACACUCGCAAAGAGUACCCAAGAGUUUGAGCGCAAGUACCAACAGGCGUUGGAGGAGAAGACCUCAUUGGCCGAACAGUUGCAAGCUGAAAUAGAACUUUGUGCUGAAGCGGAAGAGUCGCGUUCCAGACUGAUGGCUCGCAAACAGGAAUUGGAAGAUAUGAUGCAAGAAUUAGAGACACGUGUCGAAGAAGAGGAAGAACGCGUAUUGUCUUUGGGUGUAGAAAAGAAGAAACUUGAAUUGAAUAUACAAGAUCUCGAGGAACAAUUGGAAGAGGAGGAAGCGGCUCGGCAAAAAUUGCAAUUGGAAAAGGUGCAACUUGAUGGCAAAAUUAAGAAAUACGAAGAAGAACUCGCCCUCACCGAAGAUCAAAAUCAGAAAAUGGUAAAGGAGAAGAAAUUGCUGGAGGAACGCGCAAAUGAUCUUUCACAAACCUUGGCCGAAGAGGAAGAAAAAGCCAAACACUUGGCUAAAUUAAAGGCAAAACACGAAUCCACCAUAGCCGAAUUAGAAGAGAGACUCCAUAAAGACCAGCAGCAAAGGCAAGAGUCUGACCGUACCAAACGUAAAAUCGAAACAGAGAUGGCAGAUCUUAAGGAGCAACUUAACGAACGCCGUACCCAAGUAGACGAACUCCAGGUACAAUUGUUGAAACGUGAAGAAGAACUUACUCAAACCCUAAUGCGAAUUGAUGAAGAAUCAGCAUCCAAAGCAGCAGCUCAAAAAGCUCAACGAGAAAUAGAAUCGCAAUUGGCCGAGUUACAAGAAGAUUUGGAAGCCGAAAAGGCAGCCAGAGCUAAAGCUGAGAAAAUACGUCGCGAUUUAGGUGAAGAAUUGGAAGCUCUUAAAAAUGAGCUUUUGGAUUCCCUAGACACAACCGCAGCCCAACAAGAAUUGCGUUCUAAACGUGAACAGGAAUUGGCUUCCCUCAAAAAAUCUCUGGAGGAAGAGACUGUCAAUCAUGAAUCAUCGGUAGCUGAGAUGAGACAUAAACAUGUCCAAGAAUUAAAUGGUAUCAAUGAACAACUGGAGAAUCUUCGCAAGGCUAAAGCUGUGCUGGAGAAGGCCAAGGGUACUUUGGAAGCCGAAAAUGCCGAUUUGGCUACCGAAUUGCGUAGUGUCAACAGUUCCCGCCAAGAAAACGAUCGUCGUCGUAAACAAGCCGAAUCUCAAAUUGCUGAAUUACAGGUGAAAUUGGCUGAAGUGGAGCGUGCUCGCUCAGAAUUGCAAGAGAAAUGCACAAAACUUCAACAGGAAGCCGAAUACAUAACGAAUCAACUGGAAGAAGCUGAAUUGAAAGCAUCUGCCGCAGUCAAAUCAGCCAGCAAUAUGGAAUCCCAACUUGCCGAAACUCAACAAUUACUCGAAGAAGAAACCCGCCAGAAAUUAUCACUAAGUUCGAAGUUGCGUCAACUUGAGUCUGAGAAAGAAGCGCUGCAGGAACAGCUCGAAGAAGAUGAAGAAACAAAAAAGAACUACGAACGCAAGUUGACCGAGCUCUCGGCCACCAUGCAAGACAUCAAGAAGAAGGCCGAAGAAGAUGCCGAUAUGGUUAAGGAGUUGGAAGAGGGCAAGAAACGGUUGAACAAGAGCAUUGAGGAUUUGGAGAGACAAGUCAAGGAAUUGCAGGCUCAAAAUGAUCGUUUGGACAAGAGUAAAAAGAAGAUCCAGUCCGAAUUGGAAGAUGCCACUAUUGAAUUGGAAGCACAACGCACAAAGGUGCUUGAAUUGGAGAAGAAACAAAAGAACUUCGAUAAGAUAUUGGCCGAAGAGAAAUCGAUUUCAGAACAAUAUGCCCAAGAACGUGAUACGGCCGAGCGUGAAGCCCGCGAAAAGGAGACAAAGGUGCUUUCAUUGAGCCGUGAAUUGGACGAGGCCUAUGACAAAAUCGAAGAUAUGGAAGCCAAACGUAAGGCUUUGCAAAAUGAAUUGGACGAUCUGGCCAAUACACAAGGUACAGCUGACAAAAAUGUGCACGAAUUGGAGAAGGCUAAACGAGCCUUGGAAUCCCAAUUGGCCGAGCUAAAAGCACAAAAUGAAGAAUUGGAAGAUGAUCUCCAGUUGACCGAAGAUGCCAAAUUGCGGUUAGAAGUUAAUAUGCAAGCAUUGCGUUCGCAGUUCGAACGUGAUCUACAAGCCAAGGAAGAACAAGCUGAAGAGAAACGCCGUGGCCUGGUCAAACAGCUGCGCGACCUGGAAGCUGAGUUAGAUGAAGAACGCAAACAACGUACAGCCGCAGUAGCUGCCAAAAAGAAACUUGAAGGUGAUCUUAAAGAACUGGAAACCACAAUGGAAAUGCACAAUAAAGUGAAAGAAGACGCCCUCAAGCAUGCCAAGAAGUUACAAGUACAGGUUAAGGAUGCCCUACGCGAAGCCGAAGAAGCCAAGGCUGCCAAGGAGGAAUUACAAGCUCUUAGCAAAGAGGCCGAACGCAAAGUGAAAGCCCUUGAAGCUGAAGUAAUGCAACUCACAGAAGAUCUGGCCAGUUCGGAGAGAGCGCGUCGUGCCGCCGAAACAGAACGUGAUGAGUUGGCCGAAGAAAUGGCUGCCAACGCCAGCAAGGGAACACUUAUGAUCGACGAGAAGCGUCGUUUGGAAGCCCGCAUUGCCUCAUUGGAAGAAGAACUCGAAGAGGAACAAUCCAACUCCGAAAUACUACUCGAUCGUAGUCGCAAGGCCCAAUUGUCGAACGAACAGUUGUCAACGGAAUUGGCUACAGAAAAAUCAAAUGCGCAAAAGAACGAAAACACAAGAGCCCUUUUGGAACGCCAAAACAAGGAACUGAAAGCUAAACUGGCCGAAAUCGAAACAGCGCAAAGAACCAAAAUCAAGGCCACAAUUGCCGCACUCGAAGCCAAGAUUGCCAAUUUGGAAGAACAACUCGACAACGAGGGUAAAGAACGUCUCCUGCAGCAGAAAGCCAACCGCAAGAUGGAAAAGAAAGUCAAGGAAUUGGGCUUAAACAUUGAAGAUGAGCGCCGACAUGCCGAUCAAUACAAAGAGCAAAUAGAUAAACUUAAUAGUCGCAUGAAAUUACUUAAACGUAAUCUGGACGAAACAGAGGAAGAGCUACAAAAGGAAAAGACCCAAAAACGCAAAUACCAACGUGAAUGCGAAGAUAUGAUCGAAAGCCAAGAAUCCAUGAAUCGAGAAAUUAAUUCCCUUAAAACAAAAUUAAGACGCACCGGCGGCAUGGGUCUAAGUUCGAGCCGUCUUACCGGUACACCAUCCUCAAAACGGGGGGGUGAUGACAGUUCUUCAGUACAGGAUGAAUCAUUAGAUGGCGAUGAUUCUGGAAAUUAAAUUCUAAAAUCUUAAAAUUUUUAUUAUUUUUUUUUUCAAAUUAAGUGAAAAAAACGUUUUUUACAUUAAUUUCUGUUAAUUUUUUUUUUAUAAAAUUUACUUAUUUUUUACAACAACAAAAACACAGAUGAAAGGAAAACACAACAAUUAAAUUAAAAACAAACAAAAUGUUCUUUGUAAAAAACAAACAAAAAAUAAUAAUAAUGAGAAACGCGAAGAAAAAAAAAACGAAAAGAAAACAAACAAAAAAAAAAUAAUAAAUUAAAUGAUCUAUUGUUUCUUACUACUACAACUAGAAAUUCUUCCUUUGCUCCAAUUUACCAACACCCUAAACUCCAUUCCCCCAACCAAACAAACCCUUAUUAUCCCUUACUACCCCUUACAUACCUACAAAAAUAUUAAUUAUUAUUAACUACUUAAAAUUAAUAAUAUUAAAAUUAUAAAAAAUAAAAUUUUUAUAAAAAAACAUUAUAUAAAAAAAAUCAAAUAAAAAAGUAUUGGAAAAAUGCAUUUAUACAUAAAAAAAAAUUAAAAUGAUUUUCAUGUGACACGUUUACUUUGUCUAAAUUCUUUUCUUAUUAAACUAUUCGAAGUUAUUCGAAUGUUACUAAUGAGCAUGUUGUAAAUAAGUGAGAUUUAUAAUUGGAAACAUACAGUCAUUGGCUUUUAUUUUGUUUAAUUUAAUAACAUAAUUAAAAAUUCAAAUCACCUCAACAAAUUACAAAAAAGAAAAAACAAAUGUUGUUUUGUAUUGUAUUAAAUAAUGCAAAUUAUUUAAAUGACAAUUUCAAAUCAUGCUCCUUCUUUGUCAUCUUCUUUCUUACUCUCUCUCUCUCCCCUAAAUUAUCUAUCUAUCUUUCCUCACUCUUCUUUAAUUAUAUACAUACAUAUAAAUAUAUUUUUUAAUUAUUAUUUAAUUAUACAUACAAUUCUUUUUAAAUGCAAAAACAUAAUUUUUAUUUUUAUUUUUUUUUUUAACAAUUUCAGUUUAUGUUUAUUUUAAAAUAAAACUAAUUAUUCUUAUAAUUUUUAA
Messenger RNA from Calliphora vicina (urban bluebottle blowfly), 7941 nucleotides. RefSeq names its product myosin heavy chain 10 (gene zip). Bases 1005 to 6908 code for a protein of 1967 amino acids. The transcript has 13 exons. NCBI's taxonomy places the organism in Eukaryota, Metazoa, Arthropoda, Insecta, Diptera, Calliphoridae. Gene Ontology annotation, molecular function: ATP binding; actin filament binding; microfilament motor activity. The record is from RefSeq and is a predicted model, not a curated record. Gene Ontology annotation, cellular component: cytoplasm; myosin II complex; myosin filament.